Lactuca virosa is the source of this 1251-nucleotide messenger RNA. The record is from the annotation of a GenBank genome assembly. Lineage: Eukaryota; Viridiplantae; Streptophyta; Magnoliopsida; Asterales; Asteraceae.
AUGCUCCCAAAGGAAGAUGGAUGGAUAGAAGUCCAGCGAACGAAAACGGCGACUCGAUAUGAGGAACAAGGGAAACUAACUACUUUCUACGUCACUGGCUUCCCUCGCGACACAUCGAAACCGGAGUUAUGGAGACCUUUCGGCAAGUUCGGCCGAGUGGUGGAUAUCUAUCUAAGUGGGAAGAUGGACUAUCAAAAGAAGUAUUACACCUUCGUAAGAUUCAAGGUGGUGGUGGAUGAGAAACUACUAGAAGAUAAGUUGCAAGGAAUAAAAUGCAGAAACAUAACCCUUAAAGAAUGGCUAUCCAAAAGCAUACUCAUCGGUGAAGCACACAACUUCGAUCAUAUUAGAAGCAUGACGGCCUCACUGUUAAUGAAUGACGACGCCAAAUAUCUUGGGGGGCUUAACAUGGCUCUGAGAUUCAAACACUCUAUGGAUGCAAAGGAAUUUUACACGACAAAAGCAGUCACGAUUAUAGCAGAAGGCAAAAUAUUCAUAGUAGGUGUGGUAGAGAACACUGAUGACUGGUACCCAUUUCAUCCUGCCCCAUUCGACAAAGUGGAGGAAGAUUCGGAAGAUGACACCGAUAGUAUUAGGGAUGUUGCGGACGUAGAUGAUGAUGACGAGGAUGCUGUCUCGGAUACUUGGAUAGGAGGAAACAUCAAUGAUCUCGAGGAAGGUGAAAUUUGUGAUGAUAACGUCACAGAGUGCACUCCUGAGAUGUUAAUUUCAAAACCAAAUGAGAAUUUAAGGAUUGAUGAAGAAAAUGGUGCCGCAGUGGAUGUUGGUACUGUAAUACCCGUUACCAGUAAUUCUCAAAGACGUCCGACGACUACCCCACCGGAAUUGAGUGCGGACCAGAAUCCUAGAGCUUCUCUGAUGUCUACCACGUCAAACGGUGGUAUCGAUCCCAAGGACACAAUUAAUGAAAUUAACGUUGAGAUAAUAUCUCCCAUUAACUUGGAGUCGAUUGAUAUUCUCGGAACUUUGGUUGAUACAAAGAUACCUGGGGAGUGUCCACAAAAUAAUGAUAGCAUUAACUUCGUCAAUAACGGUGAAAGCAACCUUACAUAUCCCAUUGGUGCCAGUCCAGGUAAUAACCCCUUUGGGACCAUUCAGAACUUGGUUCCGUUUGGGUGCUUCAUCCCUUUUCCUUCCACCAAUCCACCCCAGUUUAAUUUAAAGGCCCAAUUAUUUGACGCCACAAUGGGGAAUGAAUCAAACAGCAGGGAACCAAGGAUAAAAAAAUAA